AUGGGUGUCACCGGCCUCUGGCAGAUCUUGCACCCAUGCGCCAGGCCCAUCAAGCUCGAAACGCUCAACCGAAAACGGCUGGCCGUCGAUGCGAGUAUCUGGAUCUACCAAUUCUUGAAGGCCGUCCGAGACAAGGAAGGCAACGCACUGCGCAACAGCCAUGUCGUAGGUUUCUUCCGACGUAUCUGCAAACUUCUCUUCUUUGGCAUCAAACCAGUCUUCGUGUUCGAUGGUGGCGCGCCCGCGCUCAAGAGGCAGACGCUCAGCAACCGCAAGAAGAGACGGGAAGGCAGGCGCGAGGAUGCGGUCAGGACAGCUGGGCGACUGCUGGCGGUGCAGAUGCAGAGGAGGGCCGAAGAGGAUGAGCAGAAGAGGAAGGACGAUAGAGAUCGCAAGGAGCAAGAGGAGGAAGUGCCAGACGAAGGGUUGGUGUACGCCGACGAGAACCUCAUGACGCAGCAGGAGCGGCAGCAGAGUCGCAAGUUCAGGAAGAAGGAUCAAUAUCAUCUUCCGGAGCUGGACGUCAGUUUGAGCGAGAUGGGAGCACCAAACGAUCCCAGGGUCAUGUCUCUGGAAGAACUACAGACGUACGCCAAGCAGUUCGAGACUGGCGAGGACAUCAACGUAUACGACUUUUCGAAGAUAGACUACGAUUCCAGCUUCUUCAUGUCACUGCCCGCUUCGGAUAGGUACAACAUUCUGAACGCGGCCAGGUUGCGCAGUCGACUGCGUAUGGGCCACAGCAAGGACCAACUCGACAGCAUGUUUCCGGAUCGGAUGGAGUUCUCGAGGUUCCAGAUCGAGCGAGUGACAGAACGUAACGAGCUGACGCAACGAUUGAUGCACAUCAACGAAGGUGGCGAUGCUCUUUUCAACGGCAGGGGAAGGGUUGCCGGUGAGAAAGGUCGAGAGUAUGUGCUGGUCAAAAACGACGGCGUGGAAGGCGGAUGGGCGCUUGGUGUCAUCAGUGAUGAGGGCACCAAGCAGGAGACAGCGAUUGACCUUGACAAGCCGGCUGUUGCGUUGAAGCAAGACGAAGAUGAGUGGGAGGACGAUAAUGAUUUCGAAGACGUGCCUAUUGAAGGCUUGAACAGGCUACCUAAAAGGCCAACAGCGGACCUCAACCAAUCUGAUGACCACGCGAAGCAAAGGCAGGCAUUUUACAAGUCUAGACAGUCUACUGCGAAGAGAAAGCCGAAGCCAAAGAAGGACGCCGACCCAAAUUCAUUGUUCGUUCCGGACGAGCCCAAUGAAGAUGAAGCGGAAGAGUGGGAGGAGGUCGACGGAAAUGCCGAGCUAUUCGGCGAAGAGAACGGUGCAGAUGAGGACGAGGAGCUGAAUCGAGCCAUUGCAUUGUCUCUCGAGAGCAACGAACAAGAUGCAGACCAAAGUGCGGAUGCCGCUGAUGAUCAGGCGUCUGAUGCUGAAGAAGACGACAUGCUCGAAGUCUUCAACCAAUCCGCUGUCCCUGAAGCCCGGCCUGUGCCUAAGGGUAGCGGCCGAGCUAUUGCCAACAUCGUCAACAAGCGUGCAUACGAUUCCGCUCCCGACAGCCACGAGGUCACUUCUUUCGGUGUCCCAGCACCAAGAUCUGAGAGUCCUAAGAGCCAGAGCGAGAAUGAAGAUGAUACAAUGGACUUCCAAGCUGCUUUGGCUGAGAGUCGCAGAACAAAGCGGAAAGUCAGCCCUCCAGCACGGCGCAAGCCAGCCGGGCCGAAGCCUGCGGACCAAGCUACACAGGUUGCGAAGAAUGCCGGCUUCUCUGGUCCGCUGCCUUUCGAGAAGCUAGAUCUCGGCUCUUCCCUGCUGGGAAAGAAGAAAAUGCAGGCGAGAACCGAGGAGACGGCGGGAGGCUUUGAAAACCCAGAGCUUGAGGGGCGAGAGAAGAAGAAAGCUGAGCCGUUGCCACCUUGGUUCUCUGGUAGCCUGGAUGAGGAUAUCUCGAAGCAGAGAGCUUUAGAGAACGAGGAUCGAGAGCGGGCAAAGGAGUUCAAUCAGCAGUUCCAGUUUCAAAGGAGGGAUGAGGGUGGUCUCCGCAGGCAUGAUACGAAUGAGGUCAUUGACCUUGAUGCCGAAGAGGAACAGAGAGUGUUCAAGAAUGGCGAGGUGAUCGAUCUAGAAGCAGAGGACGAGCAGACUCCGCCUGACGAAAGCACUGCAAUGUUUGACCCAGAUCUUCGGAUGGGCGACGUUGCGGAAAAGGCUCGCGUGGAGCCUCCACAGGCUCCAGAUGUCGCGGAGGAUCAGCCUGUACCGUUGAGCGCCGGAAAGGCAAUGCCGUUUGAUAUGGACGAUAGCGACGACGAAGCAUCUCAGCCAUCAGAACCAGAAGUUCCGCCAAAAGUUGCAAAUGGCGGCGAGCCGGCACAGCCUCUUCCUGCAACCACAGACGACCAACGGCAGGAUUCCGAGGACGAGGAAAUGCUUGAGUGGAGCGAGAGUGAGGAUGGAGAAGCCGCUGCUGAGCGACCAGCGUCAAAUUCAAAGGCAGAUGACGCCCGAUCGAAGACAACAGAUCGGCAGGCGUCUCGGUCACCUAUCAUUGAUCCUGUGAACGCCCACGCUGUAGAAGCAUACCCUUCGAGACAAUCCGCAAGUCAGCCCGUGCAGAAACAGCCAUCACGAUCGCCAUCUGUCGAAUUUGAAGACGUCGAUAUGGCUGACCGGCAUUCCCCGGACAAGGACACUGCAACGCCUGCAUCAGCCGCUGAUGAGAUGGAUGCUCCGGUGCCGGCCUCCGGUAUGGUCCAUCAAGACACUCUACCAGAGGAUGUCGAAGAAUACGAUGACUUUUCGGACCCGGAGGAUGAGGAGCUUUUGCGUGGCCUGACCUUGGAAGCAGAAGAACAUGCGCGCUUUGCGAGCUCUCUGAACAACAAAACUCAAGCACAGAAUAUCGCGGACUAUGAGAAGGAGCUCAAGCAGCUGCGCAACCAGCAGAAGAAGGACCGCCGCGACGCUGACGAAGUCACGCACAUUAUGGUUCAAGAGUGUCAGCAGCUCCUUCGUCUCUUCGGCCUGCCCUACGUUACCGCACCAAUGGAAGCAGAAGCACAGUGCGCUGAGCUGGUGAAGCUGGGUCUUGUCGAUGGUAUUGUCACCGACGAUUCUGACUGCUUCCUGUUCGGUGGCACAAGGAUCUACAAGAACAUGUUCAAUCAAGCGAAGUUCGUUGAAUGCUACCUUACUUCAGACCUGGAGAAGGAAUUUGACCUCACCCGCGACAAGAUGAUCUCAGUCGCGCAGCUGCUGGGGUCUGACUAUACCGAAGGUCUGCCUGGCAUUGGUCCGGUGACUGCCCUUGAGAUCAUCAGCGAGUUUCCGUCGCUUGUGGAAUUCAAGGACUGGCUGAACGGUGUACAGCUGAACACCAUCACCAAAGCCGACGACGCCGGCAACGCUUUCCGCAAGAAGUUCCGCCGCACCGCUACGAAGCUCUUUCCACCUGCUGCGUUUCCCGACACAAGGGUCCAAGCCGCCUACAAGUUCCCGGACAUCGACGCCGACCCUGAGCAGUUCCAAUGGGGCGUGCCGGAUCUUGAUGCCUUGCGCAGCUUCCUGAUGGCCACCAUCGGCUGGAGCCAAGAGAGGACCGACGAAGUGCUGGUCCCGGUGAUUAAGGAUAUGAACAGACGUGCGGACGAAGGUACACAGGCCAACAUCACUGCGUUCUUUGACGGUGGUGUUGGGAUUGGUGCCGCUGGUGCUACCAAGAGCACGGCUAGAGGUGAGGCCUUCGCUCCGAGGAGAAGAGCUGCUGAGAGCUCGAAACGGAUGGGAAGUGCGCUGAGCCGCAUGGCUGAGAAGGCUAAGUUGACUCGUGGGGAGUCUGCCCAGGAGGGUGAAGGUGCACACCUACCGGACGGCGCUGCUAUUGAACAGGACGCAGCUGUGGAGACGACUCAGAAGGGUAGCAAGUCCAAGAAGGGCAAGUCCUCCAAGCGAACGUCAGUGGCUUCGUCCGACGAUGAGGCUAGUGAGUUCGAGCAGCCAAAGAAGAAGAAGCCAAGGAAACCGGCGCCGGCUAAGGCAGGUCGGGGACAAGGGAAGGCGUGA
This is a messenger RNA of Saxophila tyrrhenica, 4056 nucleotides long. It is a transcript of the gene RAD2, whose product is annotated as DNA repair protein rad2. The coding region runs from base 1 to 4056 and encodes 1351 amino acids. Gene Ontology annotation, biological process: nucleotide-excision repair. Gene Ontology annotation, cellular component: nucleus. The transcript has a single exon. Lineage: Eukaryota; Fungi; Ascomycota; Dothideomycetes; Mycosphaerellales; Extremaceae. Gene Ontology annotation, molecular function: DNA endonuclease activity; single-stranded DNA binding. The record is from RefSeq and is a predicted model, not a curated record.